Eriocheir sinensis (Chinese mitten crab) is the source of this 6082-nucleotide messenger RNA. Its product is annotated as heparan sulfate 2-O-sulfotransferase 1-like. Gene Ontology annotation, molecular function: heparan sulfate 2-sulfotransferase activity. The record is from RefSeq and is a predicted model, not a curated record. The transcript is spliced from 9 exons. The coding region runs from base 304 to 1371 and encodes 355 amino acids. Lineage: Eukaryota; Metazoa; Arthropoda; Malacostraca; Decapoda; Varunidae. Gene Ontology annotation, cellular component: membrane.
CCAUGAGUGUAUCAGUGCCACCGUCUCUGGUCCAUGGUCUGGCCGGAGGUCACAACAGCAGCAGGCCAUUAGUGUCCCUCAGGCGGGGGUGUCUUGCGGGGCUCAGGGAAGGAUGCUGCUUAUGACAAGUGGCACUGUGCCAAGCCCUCCUGGCACUGAGUCACCCCGCCCCACCCAGGCAGUCACCACACCAGACACAUGUGCCCUGUCCUCCCCUUCCUUCCCUUGUCGGAGGUCGGAGGGAGACUCACCUCACCUGGUUAACUCACCUGGUUGCUCCCCCAUGUGCACAAGUUAGGCAAUAUGAGGAUGACGAGUUCCCGGCUCAAGAGUUCCCGCGUGGCCGUGCUGCUGCUGGUGGGUCUGAGCGUGGCCAUCGCCCUCAUGUACCUCCACCUGGCCUCGGAGGUGGCCCAGCUGCGCACCUCCAUGCACCCAGAUGCCGCUGUGAGCUACCAGCAGCAGCCAAUGGGGGGGCUAGGCAGGCCAGGAGGUGUGCUGGACCUGGACAGCCUGGUGGUGAUCUACAACCGUGUUCCCAAGACGGGCUCCACCUCCUUCAUCGGGCUUGCCUAUGACCUCUGCGCACGGAACAAGUUUAACGUCAUCCACAUGAACACCACCAAGAACACGCCCACGCUCUCGCUGACUGACCAGAUGCGGUUUGUGUACAACGUCUCCAACUGGAUAGAAAAAAAGCCUGGGAUAUACCACGGACACGUUGCCUACCUGGACUUCAACAGGUUCGGGGUCAGCCAGCAGCCAAUCUACAUCAACCUCAUCCGAAAGCCGCUCGACCGCCUCAUCUCAUAUUACUACUUUGUGCGCUACGGCGAUGACCUGCGGCCCUACCACAUCAGGCGCAGGAUGGGUGACAAAAUGACCCUGGACGAGUGUGUGGCCAUGGAACACCCAGACUGCUCCACCACACACCUCUGGAUCCAGGUCCCCUUCUUCUGUGGCCACCAUGCUGAGUGCUGGGUGCCGGGGUCAAACUGGGCGCUGGAACAAGCCAAACAGAACUUGAUCCACAAAUACUUCCUGGUGGGCGUGACGGAGGAGAUGGGAGACUUUGUGGCCAUGAUGGAGUAUGCACUGCCUCGGAUUUUCAGGGGAGCCUACGACCUCUAUCUCUCAGGGGUGAAGUCCCACUUGCGCAAGACAGUGAAGAAGAUCAUGCCAUCCCCAGAGACCAUAGCCAAGCUCCAAAACACCAAGGUGUGGCGGCUUGAGAACGAAUUCUACAACUUCGCCCUCGACCACUUCCACUUCCUACGGAAAAAGACGCUGGUGGACGCGGAGCCGGGCGGCCGCCUGGUGGACCGAGGGCAGAAGUUCGCCUACGAGAAGAUCAAGCCAAAGAGGAAUUAAGUUAAGUGGUUCGUAGUGUAAAAACGUCGUUGUUUUUGUAGCUGUAUAUUGAUAGCGCGCCAGGGAGAUAUUAUGUCUAGCGAACUCAAGUGCCUGCAAAUACUAGUACGGUAAUAUCUGGAUUAUCUGGACUAAAAAGAAUGAGGGGAAGCUGUGUUUGAAACUGGCAGGAAUUCAUAUUUUCCAAAGCCAAACAAAAGAAUGGUAAUAUCUUGAUUCUCUGGACUAAGAAAAAUGAGAGGGAAGUCACAUCCGAGAAUUUGCGAGAUACUUCCCGAAGCCAAACGAAGAAUGUCAUGAAAUUCCCUGUGAAGUAAAUUAAACAUAUCUUAAUUCUUUGGACUAAAAAAUGGAGGAAUGCGUGUUCGAGAUCAUCAGGAAUCCACAUUUCCCGAAGCCAAACAAAAGAAUGGUAAUAUCUUGAUUCUCUGAACUAAAAAAUAAAGGCAAGUCAUGUCUGAGAUCAUCAGGAAUCCACAUUUUCCAAAGCCAAAAAACGAACAGUAAUAUAUUGAUUCCUUGGACUAAAAACUGGAGGAAGGUCCUAGAUUGGCAGGAAUUCAUAUUUUCCGAAGCCAAAAAAAGAGCUUCAUGAAAUUCGUUGGUGCAAUAAAUUAAACCUUAUCUUUGGACUAAAAAAAUGUAGGAAAGUCAUGUCCGAGAUUGGCAGGAAUCCUUAUUUUCCGAAGCCAAACAAAGAAUAUCAAUAAUUUCGCCGAUGGUCGCUAAAUUAAAUGCAGUAAUCAGAAGAAAAGUGUAACUGUCAACUCUACAUGCACAGAAACGGUGUAAAAACUCGUAAACACAUCAAAAUGAAACAUGAAUUCACCUUACGAAAGUCAAACAGAAUACAAUUGGCAAAACGCAGACUUUGUAAUGUGUGGAGGCAGACGUGUGCUCUCAGUAAUCACAGAGAAGCACAAAUUUCCUAUAACAGUUGGGCUCGGAUUACGUCUCUUAGUCUGGCAAAUUGAGAUAAUUCUGUACGUAAUUUCCUUAGUUUAAAUUUACGCUGUACACAUCAUGGUCAUCACUGUUACUCAUAUGAUAGACUAAUUUUCUGUAGCUGUCAGAACUCCAAAAUUAGGCUCGGAUUUCAUAUUUGCGUCCGGCAAAUCAAGAUAAUAUUGUACGUAAUUUCCUUAGUUUUAAUUUACGCUGUACACAUCAUGGUCAUCACUGUUUCUCAUAUGAUAGACUAAUUUCCUGUAGCUGUCAGAACUCCAAAAUUAGGCUCAGAUUUCAUAUUUGAGUUCGGCAAAUCGAGAUAAUACUGUACGUAACUUUACUUUGUUUUAAUUUACGCUGUACACAUCACUGUCAUCAUUGUUACUCAUAUGAUAAGGAAGGUCUACCAGUGAUGAAUUUAUGGCUCAGAUUACGUAUCUUAGUCUGGCUAAUCGAGAUAAUACUGUACGUAACUUUACUUUGUUUUCAUUUACGCUGUACACAUCAUGGUCAUCACUGUUACUCAUAUAAUAAGGAAGCUCUACCAGUGAUGGAUUUCUGGCUCAGAUUACGUAUCCUAGUCCGGCAAAUCGAGAUGAUACUGUACAUAACUACUUACUUUUAAUUUACGCUAUGCACAUCAUGGUCAUCACUGUUACUCGUAUGAUAAGGAAGCUCUACCAGUGAUGAAUUUAUGGCUCGGAUUACGUAUCUUAGUCUGGCAAAUCAAGGUAAUAUUGUACGUAACUUUACUUAGUUUUAAUUUACACUGUACACAUCAUGCCCAUCACUUACUCGUAUGAUAAGGAAGCUCUACCAGUGAUGAAUUUCUGGCUCCGAUUACAUAUCUUAGUCUGGCUAAUUGAGAUAAUACUGUCCGUAACUUUACUUUUUUGUUUUAAUUUACGCUGUACACAUCACGGUCAUCACUGUUACUCGUAUGAUAAGGAAGCUCCACCAGUGAUUAAUUUCUGGCUCGGAUUACGUAUCUUAGUCUGGCAAAUUAAGAUAAUACUGUACAUAACUUUACUUGUUUUAAUUUACGCUGUACACAUCACGGUCAUCACUGUUACUCGUAUGAUAAGGAAGCUCUACCAGUGAUGAAUUUAUGGCUCCGAUUAUGUAUCAUAGUCUGGCGAAUCGAGAUAAUAUUGUACUUUGUUUUAACUUACGCUGUACACAUCAUGAUCAUCAUUGUUACUCAUAUGAUAAGGAAUCUCUACCGAUGAAUGUGGUGGAUGGCUGUGAGGUAGUACGGCCCUUAAUACCACAAGAAUAGGCUUCGAACGCUUGCUCAUGCUGUCUGAAUCCAUGCCCUUCAAUCCAUAUAACUCAUGGGCUGCACUGGCUGACCCUUGCUCAUAUAAUCCAUGUUGGUCUGUGGCUUGUGCUAUCUCAAAUCUGCCUGCCCUGCUAGACAAUUUUCAGUUCAAUAUUUCAUGGCUCGUAGCAGCUACUCUUUGAUUGUAUUCUUUAAGACCUUUGCUAAGCUGGACAUCAGUCAGCUGCCCCCUUGUCAAAGCCUGGGUGACAGUGUGAAUGUCUGUGUACAUCAUUGUCACCCCCUCAGUAACCUAUUGUAAAAGUUAGGCAGUCUUUAUGUAAGCGUGUUUCUCAUUUGGCUCCAGACCGUGUGUUAGGCUCUGGUAAUGAGUGUAAGGAUUGAGGGAAGGGCUUCUCAGGAGGUUACUCAGCUGCCAAGGGGAACUAGCAACCCAGUACUAAAGAUUACAAUACUUUGAAAUAAAUGGUGAAAAGAAAUGGAGUAGGCACUGAUGAAGGUGACCAAACUCUUCUAUUCUGUGGCUCUGGUAAUGAGUGUAAGGGUUGAGGGAAUGGCUUCUCAGGAGGUCACUCAGCUGGCAAGACCUAGACAUGCCAAAAGGAACUUGCAACCCAAUACUAAAGAAAGGCACACCAGCCAGAUUUUGCAUGGGCCAAACUCUUCUAUUCUGUGACUCUGGUAAUGACUGUAAGGGUUGAGGGAAGGGCUGCUCAGGAGGUCACUCAGCUGGCAACCACAAGACAUGCCAGGAGGAACUAGCUACCCAAUACUACAGAAAAUACUGGACUAAAUGUUGAAAAGAAAUGGAGUAGGCACAGAUAAUGAGGGUAAUUAUCCUCACUUCCCUUCCCCAUCCCUUCAAAGGUACUGUUAACUUCUUAUCAGCGAAUACGAGUUAUUUUGGAAAUGUCUUCAGAGUCAGUCAUUCGGAUUUUGGUAAUCUCGUUUGUUUUAAGUACAUGCAGUGGUAGGUUAGUAGGUAGGAACAGAGAUUAUAUGAUGUUUUAUUAUCUGCCUGACUCUUCUCUUAUAAAACUAGUCUUCGUAUGUAAGGUUUGUUAGGAUGGGAAAUAGCAUGGUUACUGACCUUUGUGUUAUUGCGAUCUUGAAUAUAUGUUUCUUCUUUUUCAUGUGUGUGUGUGUGUGUGUGUGUGUGUGUGUGUGUGUGUAGUUACAGCUUCCAAUACCUCAAAUUCCUAUUAUCAACAAACCAUCUCAAGAACAUGUGAAUCAAAGACAUUUUCCAUGGAGUAUUACAGCUGUUAUUUUCUAAGUGCUUGCCAUUUAAAUAUCCAAGCAAUAUUCCAGCUUGUGUGUCCUGAUUUUGUAGUAUUACUGGACCCACUGCAUUGUGUCAACUUGCUCAGACAGACACUCACUCGUCUGUCGUGCAACCAGGGCUUACGUUUGAGGGUUAAAAGCCAUGUGUUUCCUAGCCAGAAUAAAAUUGGGGACUCUUGAAAAACCUGGUAUCCUAAAAAAAUGUUCAGUAUUUGUACCAUUAGGAAUAGAGCACUUCAAGACCAGGGAUAUUAAAGAAUUUCCAGAGGGUAGGAAGGCAUGUGUUUCCUAGCCAGAGUAAGAUAGGGCCCCUUGAAAAACCUGGUAUCCUCAAAAAAUGUUCAGUGUUUGUACCCUUAACCUGUCAGCAGCGAUGGGCCAAAUUUGUGUCUUUAUCGUGUAGCAGCAACAGGCCAAAUUUGUGCCAUGAUAUAAACCCCCAAAAAUAGAUGAUGCAUAAACUGAUCACAAAUGCUUUGAUAUAUUUUAUAAAAUGGUUUGUGUGAGUGAUGAUUUUUUCUCAUUUUUCUCGCUUAGAGGGACCAUUAAGAAACAUGAUCCCCGCUGCUACCAGGUUAAGAAUGGACGGUGUGGGACUAGGAAAAUGUGAAAGUUUGCAGUGUGUGGAAAUUCAAACUUAUAGUUGCUCUUAGGACCCCAGUAUUGGAUGUUUGGGUUCUGUUUUCAAUGGCUCUCAGAUAGCUAAGUUCCCCAUCGCCUCUCUCGCUCUCAAACACAAGCAGUGAAUAUUUGCCGGCAAGCCAGUUUUAUUUUUAUACUAAUUUAUAUAUUUUUUUUUUUACGCCCUGGCCAAUAGUGCUGGUAGGCUUUCUGUAGGAGCCUGGCGGUUGGCCCAAGCCCGUCAUGGCACAGACAAGUGUUUAUAGUGGCGCCAUCUAUUCAGUUUGGUUCCAGGAAUGUCUUAAUACUCCCCCCUUAAAGGUCACACCCAGAUACGCUAGGCAGCUCAAUGAAUACUGUAAAUACGUGUAGCCAAAGCCAAAGGUGUAAAUAGACUGUAAAGUUUAUAUAUUUUGUUACUUUAAGUGUCACAAUAUAAUCCCUCGACCUAUCCAUCAGUUUCCUCAGUAAGUCUUAAGUUUAGCGAAUAAACUGAUGACGUGGGGAUCCAAUGGUUUUAUUUGAGUAAUGUUAUGCAGCUAUUAGGUGAUAAGGUGUAAUAAAAUGUGGAUGGAA